This is a messenger RNA of Perkinsus marinus ATCC 50983, 990 nucleotides long. Its product is annotated as cAMP-dependent protein kinase catalytic subunit, putative. Gene Ontology annotation, molecular function: protein serine/threonine kinase activity; ATP binding. Gene Ontology annotation, biological process: protein phosphorylation. Lineage: Eukaryota; Perkinsozoa; Perkinsida; Perkinsidae. The record is from RefSeq and is a predicted model, not a curated record. Bases 1 to 990 code for a protein of 329 amino acids. The transcript has 10 exons.
AUGGACUCCUUUUCAGUGAAGAGUAACAGUAUCGUAGAGGACUCGCCAACUGCAACGGAUAAUGGUCGCGUAGCUCGUUUGAAGAACCUCCUGGAAGGGAAGAAGCUGACUGUUCGGUCAUUCAACUUGAAGGAUACCGUUGGAACUGGCUCGUUUGGUAGAGUCAGGGUGGUGAAACUGAAAGGGUCCGAAGAUCAGUCCCCAAUGGCCUUAAAAAUGCUCAAAAAAUCUGAGGUCAUUCGGUUGAAACAAGUGGAGCAUGUCAAAGCCGAGAAGAAUAUCCUGUCGAUAAUCGAUCACCCUUACAUCGUCAAUCUGUUGAUCUCCUUCCAGGACGAGAGGCGUUUGUAUAUGGUCAUGGAGUAUGUCAAUGGUGGGGAGCUCUUCUCCUACCUUCGAAAGGAAGGCCGCCUUUCCAACGACCAUGCUAAGUUUUACACAACGGAGAUUAUAUUGGCAUUCCAAUAUUUGCAUGAUCGUAACAUCGCGUACAGGGACUUGAAGCCGGAGAACUUGCUGAUUGACCCUUACGGGCAUGUCAAAGUGACCGACUUCGGCUUUGCCAAGAUUGUUGAUGAUCGAACGUGGACGCUUUGUGGCACCCCUGAAUACUUGGCACCAGAGAUCAUACAGUCGAAAGGUCACAGCAAGGGUGUUGACUGGUGGGCUCUAGGUGUGCUCAUAUUUGAGAUGCUUGCCGGUUACCCUCCCUUCUACCACGGAAGCGCCUUCGGGAUUUAUCAAAAGAUUCUCGCAGGGAAGGUCGACUUUCCUCGAUAUUUCGAUGUUAACAGUAAGGACCUCAUCAAGCGGCUGCUCACACAAGACCUUUCCAAGCGGUAUGGUUGUCUCAAGAACGGUGCCGAGGAUAUCAAAAAGCACAAAUGGUUUAAAGGUGUCGAUUGGGCCAAAGUAUUCACACGAGAGUUACCACCCCCUUAUGUACCGAAAGUGAGAGGGGAGGAUGAUACAUCUAUGUUCGACAAGUGA